Molecule: messenger RNA, 2359 nt
Organism: Frieseomelitta varia
Lineage: Eukaryota; Metazoa; Arthropoda; Insecta; Hymenoptera; Apidae
Product: ETS homologous factor-like
Exons: 7
Coding region: 964-1764 (266 amino acids)
Biological process (GO): regulation of transcription by RNA polymerase II; cell differentiation
Cellular component (GO): nucleus
Molecular function (GO): DNA-binding transcription factor activity, RNA polymerase II-specific; sequence-specific DNA binding
Source: RefSeq, a predicted model, not a curated record
AGAAUUUACAUCCUUUUUUUCAUCUCGGCGGGGGGGAAGGGGGGAGAAGAUACAAGAUCGCAAAAAUUGGAUUUCUACGAAGAAUAACGACGAUCGAAGACGCGAUAACUCGAAUGUCUAUAUUGCACGAGUGUUCGCACCUAAGUGCGAAAACAAAUUCAUUUGUGGAUUUAGCGAAAUGAUUUGUGGUAGUAAUAUAGUUGUCAUUCGACGAAAUGAAACAAUAUUUCUGACGAUUGUCUGAUCAGUUAUAUUGGUGAUCAGUAACUAUUGCGCAAAUAUUGACGCAAAUGGUAAUCGGAAUUUUUUGAUCGAGUAAAUUUUUAUAACUGAUCGUAAAAAUUCAAUCCAUUACUACCUUUAAAGAAUUUUAAGAUGGAUCAAUCAUGAUGAUUCAUCUGCGAAAUGUAGAAAGUAAUACUCAGAAUUGAAUUGAAUAUUCAGAAAUUAAAAAGAAGGAAUCAACUAGCGAAGAUGAUACAAGAUACGAGAGAAAAAGGAAAAAAGAAACAAAAUUAUGAAAGUGUGACGUUUGAAAGAGUGUCGCUCAAUAACUAUUAAGCAACACUUAUGCACGCUAGUUUGCUAAUUUAAAAUGUCAUUACUAAUUUAAAAUGUCAUUAUUGAUCAUUUAAAAUGUCGUCUGCACACUUGCAUAAAGCUGAAAGCGCAAUGUUAAAAGGAAAAAAGAGUAAACAAACAAUCGUUGAAACAACGACCUGCAGUUGUUUAUCGUAAAUUACCGAUAUCUGUUCUAUGCAAAUGCUCCUCCGCUGAGAAUCGAGACGUAAAUAUGUAUUUCCGUCUGGCGCGCACAAAAGCCAGUUCGAGAAAACGAGAUUGCCGCGAUCUCGUUUUUCUCAGCCUUCCGCGAUAAAAAGAGACGGGACGCUCGAAGACGCCAGCAAGGUGUGCCCUUCGUUUCCUAAUCUAAACGACGACGACGAUCACUUUGUACUGGAUAUGGACUCGUUGGUCACGCUGAAAACUAACGCUCUGACCACGCGCAGUUACGAACCAUCUCGAAAGAAAUGUUACUUUGGUGAUGAAACCAACGAGAUCGAUGGUACCGGCUGGUCAGACAAACCGAUUAGAAACUGGUGUCAAGAAGAAACAAUAAACUGGUUGAUGUCCGCGGCUUCUUACAUCGGGCAACCAUACAGUUUGAUUCAACAUAGCCUUGCGGUGCCAGGAAAUGAGUUGGUCACCUUUACCAAAAAUGACUUUAUCAAUCACGACCCCAUGUACGGAGAACGACUCUAUGAUCUACUUCAUUCUCAGCAUAUCUCGAAUAUACUUCCAUCGUUUGAUACCAUCCAUCCCCAUUCCGAAGACGAAUAUGCACGAAUCAAUUCCAACAAUACAUCAGACACAGAGUCAGAUAAUAAUAGUAUUGAUGUUUCUACUACCAAACGACCACCAGGCAGACCGAGAAUGUUAAAACCAAAAAAGAAUUCUACUGGUCAGGGAAAGCUUUGGGAGUUCAUCAGGGAUCUUUUACGUAAUCGAGAAACAUGUCCGAGUUUAAUUUGUUGGGAAGAUUACUCUCAGGCGAAAUUUCGAUUCGUAAAGAGCGACGAAGUUGCGAAACGGUGGGGCUCAAGGAAAGGAAACACGAAAAUGACAUAUGAAAAACUGAGCCGAGCAAUGAGGUACUAUUAUAAAAGUAAAAUCUUUCAACCUGUACUCGGUCGAAGAUUAGUUUAUCAGUUUGGACCAAAUGCAAAAGGUUGGCAAACUGACAAUCCAAACUUUCGGUAUUGAAGGCUUAGGAUUUCAUUUGCUGUAAAAACUGUACAAAAAAGUAAAAGUAACGUUUGUGAUCUACUGUAAAUUUUGCUUAUAGCAUAUAUCUUAAAGUUUUUUUUAAAAAAGAUAACGCUUUUGUAAUUAAAAACUUGUAAAUGUACAUUGAAAAGGAAACUGUUUGAUAUUGAAAAGGAAAUUAGAAAUAUUUUGUUAAUUGAAUCGAAAUGUCGAUAAUUUUAAAAGACUAAGAAAAAAAAAGAUGUAGUAUUAUAGAUGAUACAUACUGACUAGAUUUAAAUAAUAUAGAGAAAAACAGUAUGAAUGGAAAUAAAAAUGUUGAGAUUUUUCACAUUUAUAUAUAUAUCAUACAAUGACUUUCACAUUUUUAUAUAUAUAUAUAUAUGUAUGUAUGAUUGACUCUAUAAAAAUACGUGAUAGCAACAUGUGAAUGUGAAAUAAUUUAAACUUGUAAGAUUUUUUUCAAUUUAUUUGAUUUUAAGCAUAGCAUAAUAGAUUAUUUACUUAUGUAAAAGUAUACAUAUUACAAUCAAGAAAGGCAAUAAUUCUCCUGACUUACGAUCAAAUAAAUUUACUAUUACUUAUUUUUUUA